Molecule: messenger RNA, 4994 nt
Organism: Chroicocephalus ridibundus (black-headed gull)
Lineage: Eukaryota; Metazoa; Chordata; Aves; Charadriiformes; Laridae
Gene: PLEKHA2
Product: pleckstrin homology domain containing A2
Exons: 12
Coding region: 984-2246 (420 amino acids)
Source: RefSeq, a predicted model, not a curated record
CUUUGGUGCUUGGGGGGCAGCGGGGGGACGGGGGAGCUGGGGGCAGCGGGGGAUGCUCCUGCCGGGAUGACCCCGCGGUUCUGGGAGCGGGGUCCCUGUGGGAGAUGGGGGAGCGCCGCACGCUUUGGGUCUGCGGGGUCGGUGGCAGAUGCGCGGGGGCGAUUUGGGAUCCGCAGCCGCUCGGAGCAUGUUCCCCUGGCCGGUGUUCUGCGGUGAGGUGCAGAAGCGUCUCCUCGCUGCUCCCAGCCGGCCUUUCAACAGGUUAAUUAUUUCAUUAAGGCAAAUGUCUGGAAUUAGCAGGAGUUAGCUACUGGGCUCUGCCUACACCGUCUGUCUCGUGUGCCAGCCGCCGGAUAGACGUCGGCGGGGCGAGCUCUGGAAACUCCUUUGCACGGGCAGGUAGAAGGAAGUGGUGCUGCACCCGCUGCGGCUGCAGCCAUCGCCCCGCGCGCCGGCACUGCGUGGGGACAGCGGACACCGCAGAGCGGAGCCCUGGUGACACGGGGGUGGUCAUCCUGCACCCCAACCGGCACCGGGACAGCUCGGGCAGACAGGCGUGGGAGAGGAGGAGGAGGAGGAUGAUGAUGCUCCUGCUGUGGCUGCCUGCAGGUGCAAUGGGCCGCGCUGCGGAGGGAGGUGCCGAGGAGCUGCCUCUGGCCAGUGCUGCUGCGAUGCUCUGAGUGCCAGGUCUCCUGUUGCCUUGGCUUUUUCUGCUGCAGGGUGUCCCUGGGUCGCUGUGCCGGGAGCAGGACAGAGCAGGGCACGGGCAGCCGCGACGGUGCGGUGAAGCGCUGGCGUCCUGCGGGUGCUUCCUGGAAAGUCUGGCUGUGUGGCUGCACACGAGGCCUUUGAGCCAGCGGUGACCGCAGAGAGGGGCUCGGGUGCCGUUUGGACGGUGCCCUGCACCUUCUGCCUCUCCCUGGGGAGCGCUCACCUGUAUCUCGGGAGGCAGGUGAGAGGGGUGAUGCGAGAAGGAGCCCGGCAUGCCGUACUUGGAUCGACAGAACCGUAUCUGCGGGUUCCUGGACAUUGAAGAAAAUGAGACCUGCGGCAAGUUUCUGCGGAGGUAUUUCAUCCUGGACACCCAGGCCAACUGCCUCCUGUGGUACAUGGACAACCCCCAGAACCUGGCCAUCGGUGCGGGAGCUGUGGGAUCUCUGCAGCUGACCUACAUCUCCAAGGUUAGCAUCGCCACCCCAAAACAGAAGCCGAAAACCCCGUUCUGCUUUGUUAUCAAUGCUCUGUCUCAGCGCUAUUUCUUACAAGCCAGCGAUCAGAAGGACCUGCAGGACUGGGUGGAGGCGCUGAACCGGGCCAGUAAGAUCACGGUGCCAAAGGGUGGCAGCGUCCCACCGGCCGCGGAGAUCGCAAAGCCUCCGGUGGUGCCCCAGGCCCAGGAGAGGAAGCCCCAGGUGGCCUAUAAAACCGAGAUCAUCGGGGGGGUGGUGGUCCACACGCCCAUCUCCAUCAACCAGAACGGGGGGGACGGAGGGGAGGGCAGCGACGUGGCCGCCCACCCGCUGCUGCGGCGCUCACAGAGCUACAUCCCCACCUCGGCUGCCAAGCCGCCUGCCGGGCCACCUGUCCUCAAGAGUGGCUACUGCGUGAAGCAGGGGAACGUGAGGAAGAGCUGGAAGCGCCGGUACUUCGUUCUGGACGAGUUUUCCAUCAGUUACUACAAGUGCGAGCAGGACAAGGAGCCCCUGCGUUCGAUUCUCCUGAGGGACGUCUGCAAGACCCACGAGUGCCUGGUCAAGUCUGGCGACCUCCUGAUGCGGGACAACCUCUUUGAAAUCAUAACGAGCUCCAGAACCUUCUACAUCCAGGCAGACAGCCCCGAGGACAUGCGCAGCUGGAUCCGGGCCAUCACGGGGGCAGUCCAGGCCCUGAAAACCCGCCCCAGGGAAAUCUCCUUCAUGAGAUCCUCCUCCGUGGUGAAGCCGGGGGGCUCGGCAGCCCCCUCCCAGCCGAGGCACGGGGAAGAGAGGCGAGCGCUCUGCAAAGCCCCCUCCACCUCCUCCUGGCAGCCCUGGACGCCGGUGCCGCCGGCGGAGGGCAAGCAGCCGGCGCCGGAGGAGUCGCCCGCGCCGCUGAGGGACUCGCUGUUCCUGCCGGCCUUCGCCGAGCGCGACGCCGGAGCUGCGCCGGGCAAGCGCCUGCGGCACAAGUCGGAGCCGCAGCAUCUCAAGGAGAAGCCGUUCGCCUUCGACCUGGACGAUGAAAGCAUCCGGACCUCCGACGUCUGACGGGGCGUCCAGCCACCCCCCCGGGCUUCGCUUGCCGCCUCCCCGGCUGCCGGGGUCCCCGCGGGGCGGUUCAGGGCGCACAGCUGUGCCAGCGCCGGGACUGGUCUCUGUGCAUCCGCUCAGCGCCUUGGACCGAGCUCUCCCCGUCGUCUCGGUGGGGGCGAAGCAGCCCCUUCCCUCCACCGCUGCUCUCCCCUGCGAUACAGGCUCCGGCGGGACCCGCGUCCCGGUGCCCAGCUCUGCCGGGGAGCGCGGUCCCUGCCCGCUCCUGCCUGCGCUUUGCCCCGGGCGCUCCAUGUCUCGGAAGCCGCCUCCGGGCAGGGCAACCUGGAUGAGGGGCAUCCUCUGCUGCAACCCCAUCCUUUCUCCCCAAAACAAGCCUGGAGCAAGCGGCAGGAGGUCUCAGGGGUGUGAAGGGGAACGUGGCCUUUCUUGUGUUGGGAAAAACAUUUUUCUCCCCUUUCCUGCUGCUCAGCCUUCCCCCCGUGGCUGGGCAGAGCCGGGGGGACACCAGCCUGCGGCCGCCUGCGCAAGGGACACGCUGCAGCUUCCCCUUUUGAUGACUUUUUUUCCCCAGGAGACCAGUUCUUUACACUGCCCGACUAAUGGUGUGUCAACACAUCUGCUGGCUUUUAGUUACGUCUUUUUAUAUCCGUGGCCACUGUUAAACCCCGGCACUGGCAGGGUCCCCCCGAAAGGCUCACCAGUACCUCCCGAGAGGGAGCCGGAGUGACGGCAGCUCCUGGGGCCGGGAGCAUCCUCAGGCACGGCGUGGGGUUUGCACUGCGUACACCUGGGCAGCAGGAAGGCGUUCCCCGGGUGGGGAAGUGCUUUCAGCAAAAAGCACCAAAAAGCCGAGCGCUUACUGAAACCGGGAAGACUCGUUGAGCCAAGGCGCCUGCUGCCCGCCCUGAAGUGAAAACGAGCAGAGGUGUUUAGAGCGGUGUGAACUCCUCGUCCCCGUAACCAAACCAGCCCCUCUCGGAGGUGUGAUAAAUGGCGUGUAGAGAAUUCAGGUGUUCCCGGCUCUGCGGUGCCCGAGCGCGUGUCGCGAGCAGGAGCAGUGCCCUGCCUGGCACCGCAGCUCCGGGCACGGCUGCAGCGGCGCCAGGGAUGCACCGGGGCACGGGGGGCUUUAAAUGCGCUUGCCUUGGCCCGGCUGCACGGCCGUGUCCCGGGUCAGACACGGGCACGCUCUUUCCCAUCUCGGAUAAACUCCAGCUGAUCAAUCCGGGUGACCGGUGCGGGAAUUCCAUUGCAAACAGCAGUGUGCGCAGCGGUUGAGGCUUCCCUCUAUUGUGGACUCGUCACCUUUUAUUCUUGUUUGUUUGUUUGUUUUCUUUCUUUUUUUUCUUUUUUUUUUUUUUCUUUUUUUGGCAUUACGUGUUCUCAGCUCUGCAAAAUCAGCUCAACGUGCUCCCCAGAAGCAAGCAAAAAAAAAUCUGGUUUGUCCCUGCCCUUUCCAGGUCUCCAGCUGUUUGGCAGCUGUGCUCCAGCCUGGGACGCAGCCGAGCUCCAUCGGUUUUGCUCCGAGGCGCUGAUUAGCCCGAUGGAUCUCAACGAGAUGAGAAUUGCACCUUCCUACAGGGAUGAUGCCCCCCCCCAGCCCCGUGCCGGGGCCGGCAGCCGGGGGAGCCUCGGUGCAGCUGGGGGGGGACGGGGCCUCCCAAACUGGGGGUACGGAUGGCUCAGAGGGGGAUGGAGAUGCUGGAGAACACUGAAACUAUGAAAAGGAGCAGGGAUCAAUGCAAACGGUACAGGGCGAGUGUUAAUAUUUGUUAUUUAAUUGUAGAAACCUAGAUCAUGCUCUUCCUCCUUCUUCUCCUUUUCGCUUUAUUUGCACUAGCGUGUGAGAUUUUCCUUUUUUUAGGCUGACUUGCUCUUUGGCUCAUAAAAUGGCGUUUCAGAACGGUUUUAGUAACUCGGUACGCCUGUCGGUCACAGAGUCACAGCGUUGGGUGACAGCGCUCUGACCUCGUUUCUGGAGAACGUGGAAUGCAGAGGGACGAUGGUUACUUUGCGCGAGGCGCCCAAACCACCGCGCGCCGAGUCUUCGUGUUGCUUGAGAACUGCAAAGUUUCCUCGGGCCUGGGAUGGUAAAGCAGGAGCUUGUUGCACAAUUAGGGUUAAUUAUCCAGGAGGAGAAACCACCAGCGGCUCCAGCGCUCUUGCGACAUUCCCGGUUCUCAUUCCUGGUUCUCAUUCCCACCCUCCUGCGUCCCCAGGGCGGUGCAAAGGCUGGAUGUGAGAUGGAAACCGGCACGUUCCGCGUGGGGCCGGGCUCCAGCCCCGUCCGUAACGCGGGUGGUGUCGCGGGGGGGGAUUCGCAUCCCGUCCCCAGGGAGCGGGCAGAUGCAGCCAGGCCCCGGUGGGGCGCUGCCGCUGGUGUCCCCUCACCCCUGCCUGGGCGUGAAGGCGUCCCCCGGAGCUGCUCCCGUUUGGGGAUGCAGCGUGCGUGCUGGGGGUUCCCCGCUUCCCGAGGGAUGCGUGAUGGUCGAGGGAGCCUUGUGCGGACGGAUGGGUGGGAGAGACGGGUUUGCUCUUUCCUAUGAAGACUCCCAAGCGGUUUCAGCCGUCGCGGCGAGCGCUGGCUGGGGGUCUCAAGUGCUCUUAGGGCCAGGGUGCCUCGCGCGGGCCAUGCUCCGUGACUCCCGUGGUGUCGGUUACCCCCCUCCUGCCCCUCGCCUCUCAAUGUGGGAGACAGAACCCCUUUUUUUCCCUGUGUUUUUAAAUAAAGAAGGAAGUCCC